AAAGUAGAAUUGGAGAUGGAAGAUACACAUUUUUCUUUUCUCUUUCCUUUUUAAUAACAGAAAGAUACACAAUUUUAUAAUUGUACAUUGUAAUAAUUACAGCCUCCAAAGUCUAAAGUGGGUCACUACAGUGGCACCUCAGCCUGUUGUUAAAAUGGCAAUAUCCUAGAAAGUCUUACUUCCACUCCUCGUCUCCAUUCCCAUUCCCUAGAUAGACCGACCUUUCUAUUGGCAAUAAUCCUAUUCCAUUCCGCAAUGUCAGCUUCCACCACCCAUUCUUGGACUCUCACUUCCUCUUUUUCUUUCCUCUGUUUUCUCACCCUUCUCUCCGGAAUCAAAUCAGACGACCUCCAAAUUCUUCUUAGAUUCAAAUCCGCAUUCCAAAAGUCCAAUUCCCAGUUAUUCAACUCAUGGGAUUCCCACAACACUUUAUGCACUUUCGCUGGAAUUAUCUGCAACAACAAAAGUUUUGUCACUGGAAUCGAAUUAUCGAAUCAGAACUUAUCUGGGAUUCUUCCAUUGGAUUCGAUAUGCCAGCUCAAAUCACUUGAAAAGCUCUCUCUGGGGUUCAAUUCCUUGUACGGUAAUGUAAUGGAGGACUUGAGGAACUGCACGAGACUGAAGUACUUGGAUUUGGGUAACAACGUUUUCACCGGACCCGUCCCUGAUUUGAGCCCAUUGACCGAUUUACAGUACCUGUAUUUGAAUAAGAGUGGAUUCUCUGGUACUUUUCCGUGGAAAUCGCUUGGAAAAUUGAACGGUCUGGUCCACCUUAGUCUUGGGGAUAAUUCAUUCGAACCAACUGCUGAGUUUCCCAACGAGCUGUUGAGCCUCACCAAUUUGAAACUUCUUUACCUCUCGAAUUGCAGCCUCGGAGGGGAAAUACCCGCUAGAAUUGGAAAUCUUGUGGAGCUUCAAAACUUGGAGCUUUCAGAUAAUAAUAUGACCGGCGAGCUACCGAAGGAAAUUGGAAAACUCACCAAGCUAUGGCAGCUUGAACUUUACAAUAAUAGGUUCACCGGAAAACUCCCUAUUGGGAUGAGAAACCUCACGAACCUUGAGAACUUCGACGCUUCGACGAACUAUCUUGAAGGAGAUUUGUCGGAAUUGAAGUUCUUGAAGAACCUUGUAUCUCUGCAGUUAUUUGAGAACAGUUUCUCAGGUGUUAUUCCGGCUGAGUUUGGAGAGUUUAGACGACUGGUGAACUUGUCUUUGUACACUAAUAAUCUCACGGGGCCUCUCCCUCUGAAACUGGGUUCCUGGGCAGAGUUCGAUUUCAUAGAUGUUUCGGAGAAUUUCCUGACCGGUCCGAUACCACCGGACAUGUGUAAACGAGGUACAAUGAAGAAGCUUCUUAUGCUUCAGAAUAAUUUGACAGGUGAAAUCCCAGAAAGCUAUGCGAAUUGUCCGACCUUACUUCGUUUCAGAGUCAGCAAAAAUUCCCUCACCGGCAAAGUUCCCGCCGGAAUCUGGGGAUUGCCAGCAGUCAAUAUAAUCGAUAUCGAGUUCAACCAACUGGAAGGUCCGAUUGCCUCUGAUAUAAAAACAGCAAAGAGUCUUACUCAACUAUUCGCUGGGAAUAAUCGGCUUAACGGGGAACUACCGGUAGAAAUUUCGGAAGCGACCUCGUUGGUUUCGGUUCAGCUAAACGACAAUCAUUUCUUCGGCAAGAUUCCGGCGACAUUCGGUGAAUUAAAACAUGUUGGCAAUCUUCAUUUUCAGAAUAAUAUGUUCUCUGGAUCAAUACCAGAGUCACUAGGCUCAUGUUUGUCUCUAAACGAUCUAAACAUGGCAAACAACUCUCUUUCCGGCCAAAUCCCUUCCUCUUUAGGAACUCUACAAAGUUUAAAUGCUCUAAAUUUGUCGCACAAUCAACUUUCCGGCCGAAUUCCGAUAACUCUGGCUUCUGUGAGAUUGAGCCUUCUUGAUUUAUCGCACAACUGGCUCGCCGGUCGAGUACCAGCGUCUCUGUCAAUUGCGGCCUAUAAUGGAAGCUUUGCCGGUAACCCAGGCCUUUGCAGUUCGGAAAUCAACUCUUUCCGGCGAUGUCCUCCUAAUUCAGGCAUGUCCAAGGAUGUACGUACACUCAUAAUUUGCUUCGCAGUAGGGUCAGCUAUCCUUCUGCUGGCUUUAGUUUGGCACAACUAUUUAAGAAAGAGUGAGAAAGAUGAUUACCAAGAUCGGUCUUUAAAAGAAGAAUCUUGGGAUUUAAAGUCAUUCCAUGUUUUAACAUUCACGGAGGAAGAGAUUCUUGAUUCCAUCAAGGAAGAGAAUCUCAUUGGAAAAGGAGGGUCGGGAAAGGUUUACCGAGUUCCUAUUUCUAAUGGCAAAGAGCUGGCCGUGAAGCACAUUUGGAACAACCUCGACUCACAAUUUGGCCGGCGAAAGGACCGGAGUAGUACGACACCGAUGCUGAGGAAAAGCAGCAGCAAGUCGAAGGAAUUCGAUGCUGAGGUUCAGACCCUCAGCUCAAUUAGGCAUGUUAACGUGGUAAAAUUGUAUUGCAGCAUAACAAGUGAAGACUCAAGCUUGCUUGUUUAUGAGUAUUUACCUAAUGGCAGCUUAUGGGACCGGCUCCACUGCUGCCGAAAGAACAAACUAGAUUGGAAUUCGCGCCAUGAGAUUGCUGUGGGAGCUGCCAAGGGCCUUGAGUAUCUCCACCACGGCUGCGGCCGGCCAUUAAUUCACCGGGAUGUCAAGUCCAGCAACAUCUUGUUGGAUGAGUUUUUGAAGCCUAGAAUUGCUGAUUUUGGUCUCGCCAAGAAUGUGGUUCAUGCUAGUAAAGAAGGCCAAAGCUCUACUCAUGUCAUUGCUGGAACUCAUGGCUACAUUGCUCCUGAGUACGGAUACACCUACAAAGUGAAUGAGAAGAGUGAUGUUUAUAGUUUUGGUGUGGUGUUAAUGGAGCUAGUGACUGGGAAGAGGCCAAUAGAACCAGAGUUUGGAGAGAACACAGACAUAGUGAGCUGGGUUUACAACAACCUUAACAACAGAGAGAGCGUAUUGAAUUUAGUUGACUCAGAUAUUCCAGAGGUUCUUAGAGAAGAUGCUAUUAAGGUAUUGAAAAUUGCAGUUCUAAGCACAGCUAGACUCCCUGAGCAGAGGCCCACCAUGAGGAGUGUUGUCCAAAUGCUUGAGGAGGCUGAGCCUUGUAAAUUGGUGGGAAUUAUUGUCACCAAAGAUGGUGCCACUGAAACCAUGGAGGGUCUAGAUGACAAGUUUCAUAAAAUAAUUACUUAGUGUUUAUUAUGUACCACCGCCGCGUAGCAUAUCUAUAAAUCGAGAUAACUUGUACAAUAUAUAAUGUAUUCGAAUUUUUAUAUUAGGGGUUGUUCACAAAAAAUAAACAAAAUAGAUAAAUAAACUGUAUUAGGGGGCAAUGUAGUGGUCGGCGGCAUAUUAAUAAUUUUUGUACCAGUUUUGGUGAUGAAAUUGCCUUAUAGUUAGCUUUGGACUGUAGUUGUUGUGGGAAUGAAGAUUUCCUUUUAAUUUUUUUGGCAA
Messenger RNA from Cannabis sativa, 3501 nucleotides. Its product is annotated as receptor-like protein kinase 7. Gene Ontology annotation, cellular component: plasma membrane. Gene Ontology annotation, molecular function: protein binding; ATP binding; protein kinase activity. Lineage: Eukaryota; Viridiplantae; Streptophyta; Magnoliopsida; Rosales; Cannabaceae. The coding region runs from base 256 to 3240 and encodes 994 amino acids. Gene Ontology annotation, biological process: protein phosphorylation. The transcript is spliced from 2 exons. The record is from RefSeq and is a predicted model, not a curated record.